Glycine soja is the source of this 501-nucleotide messenger RNA. RefSeq lists its product as uncharacterized. The record is from RefSeq and is a predicted model, not a curated record. The coding region runs from base 1 to 501 and encodes 166 amino acids. The transcript has a single exon. NCBI's taxonomy places the organism in Eukaryota, Viridiplantae, Streptophyta, Magnoliopsida, Fabales, Fabaceae.
AUGGCCCUACUAGGGUGUUGUUUGUUUCUCAUUCUUUUCCUACUUGGAUUAGCAGAAUCACAGUCUCAAACUUUCAACCACCCUUUUAACCGCACAGACAUACAAGCAGCAAUAGGUGACAUGAGAGCAAAAUCUUACUAUGGAUUCGCGAUGCUUUUGCAGAUGCUGAAUGGAACAUCACAGCCAAAUAAUAGGGACUUAACUUUCUUGAUGCCAGAUGAUAAAGAACUAUCUGCUUCAUCCAUUUCUAUUGAUGAAGUGGAAGAGUUCUUACUAAAACAUGCUAUUCCAAUGCCUCUAUAUUUUAAUGAUUUAUCUCAUUUUCCAACUGGGACCCUUGUUCCAUCGGGGAAUAGAACCCAAAUGAUUAGGAUCCAUAACCGUGCCAGGGGGGAUUUCUUUGUUAAUAAUGCUCAAAUUGUUUCUGCUAAUGUUUGCUUGAGCUCUGUGAUCAAGUGUCAUGGAGUUGAUGCAAUAAUUGAAUAUGAUCAUGGUAAUUGA